AUGACACAAUUACCACUCGACGAGUUGCAAUGGAAAUCCCCCGAGUGGAUCCAAUCCUUCGGGCUGCGUACGGACAACGUACUGGAUUAUUUCUCACAGUCCCCCUUUUACGAUAGAACUUCGAACAAUCAGGUCGCCAAGAUGCAACAGCAAUUCGCGCAGCCCCGCCAACCCGUACGUACACCAAAACCCUCAGACACAGGAGUCACCGCGGUCCCGGGUACAGACAUUGAUCCACAUCGUCAAGCCAUCUUAUCAACCUAUUUAGUGCAUUCUAUGCUUGAUCAAGAACUCCGCAAAUUGAAAGGAAUAGAGUAUAUCCUCGCGUACGUACGCGAGCCCGACUUUUGGGUCAUUCGCAAACAAAAUCGUACUGGACCCACUUCUGUCGAGCCUCUUCAAGACUACUACAUCAUUGGUGCCAACGUUUACCAGGCCCCUGCUGCUGCCAAGAUUGUGCAGAGUCGUCUACUGGCGACCAACUUUCAUCUUUCGCGUGCACUCGCAUCUCUCCGUCGUAUGAGUCAAUUCCAACCUUCGCAGGGAGCUAAUUUCAUUCCCACCCCUACAACCCCUGGAACCCGUCCCAGGGGUGCAGACGCUGCACCUGCCUCUGCACCUGCGUCUGCUGCCCCUACCGUUGUCACGAGCGCGGGCUCUGCUGGCACAGCAGGGCCGGGCACCGCCAAUACACAAAGCAUCCUCACGGGUUCUACCGAUCCAGCUGCCAACAUGCCAGCACAUGCUGAUGUGAUCACACGCGAGCUCAUGGAUAAGCUUCUCGUCACUAGUAUGAAAUCAAACCCUGUCUACUUGUAA
Messenger RNA from Lachancea fermentati, 819 nucleotides. The record is from the annotation of a GenBank genome assembly. Lineage: Eukaryota; Fungi; Ascomycota; Saccharomycetes; Saccharomycetales; Saccharomycetaceae.